AUGGGUGGCUAUUACAGUUUUGCUGGUGAAAUGGCAAUGCCAUUGGAAACGUUUGAUAAUUGCAAAGCACAAAGAUGGGACCUUCUGAAGGUGCGAAGCGUGUUGCACAUAUUACAAGGUUUAUCCAGUUCUCUUUUCUACUGGGACAAUAUUAGGCAGAGUUUUCAUGUCAAAAGUGGGAUAUAUGUAUCCCACCUUUCACAAACAAGUCUUCAUGGCAUUCUCAAUCAAUUUUCGUAUGCUGCAACAUGUCUGAAGCUGGUUGAAAAUGUAGUCAAUAAAGUAGAGAUAUCCGUCAGCUUGCCUUUGCCUACUUUGAGGGCUUUCACAAGCUCAGUUUCAGCUUGGCUCAAAUUCUUUUCUUUUGUGUUUGCCAACCCUGGUUCUAUUCAUGAUUAUAUGGAAUGGAAACUUAGACGGAGAUCUCAACCUGUCCUCACUUUGUUUCUUUGCUCAGGAGCAGAAUACCUAUUUCAAAUAGUGCAUGGAGCCAUUCCUAAAGUAUUUUUUGAGCAAGGUUCUUCCAUUCCUGCUGCUGAAAUAGCAGUUCAUAUUCUUGACCAUCUUUACAAGAAGCUCAAUGAAAUUUGUCCUGUAAAUGGUGGUGAGGAGGAUGCAUAUCGGAUGCUGCUUUAUAUAUUUGUUGGAAGUCUGUUGCCAUAUAUUGAGGGUCUUGAUUCCUGGCUUUUUGAAGGAUCGCUUGAUGAUCCUUUUGAUGAGAUGUUUUUCUAUGCCAACAAAGCAAUUUCUGUCAAUGAGUCUGAUUUUUGGGAGAAGAGCUAUCUGUUGAGACAAAUGCUAUGUCAAAAGCUUGAUGUUGCUAGUGCUAUUAAUCAACUAGAUUUAGAGGAUGAUAAGAAGGAAAUGACCGGAAGAGAAUCCAUUUCUGUCUCUAACCCGGUAAAAGGAAAAGAGCAGAACAAUAGAGACAUUCCAAUCUGUCCUUUGUUUAUUAAGGAAAUAGCAACAUCUAUUGUUUCUGCUGGAAAAUCAUUGCAACUUAUCCAACAUUCUCCGAUGAUGGUUUCUGUGGUACAUGGCAGAGGGGAUGAUCGGUCAUUGGUUGCUUCUGGAUGUUCUAACUCUGAUAAGGAUUUGAGCAAGACUCGUGAUGGGAGGAGGAUGGCUGGGUUAUCCUUGUCAGAGGUCUUCUGUGUAUCAUUAGCUGGUCUUAUUGGGAAUGGUGAUCAUCUUUCUGAAUACUGUUGGCAAGAUGAGCUCUUCAACCUCAAAAAUGUCCCCUUGUUUCAACCUUUUAUGGGUAAAAAGAAACUUGAAGAAAUUAAUAGUAAGAACUUGCCAGCAAUAAAAUGCUCAGAAAAGUUUUGGUACAAGAUUUUGGUUGAACAACUAUGUACAGAAAGAGAGUUUGAUUCAGAAUUUUCAUGCGAGAACAAAACCAAAUUUCUCGAGAUGGAAAAGAACACUUCAUAUACAUCAUUCUUCUCGGAAAAUCCUGUCAUCACAGUGUGCCAUAGCUUGCUUUCUGAGAAUAAGGAUGCAUGGGGUGUCCUGAGAUUGUCAAAAAAUUUCUUUCUUCCACCUCUUAAUGAUGAAGGGCUAAGAAAUGCAAUUUUUGGUGGGAAAGAUGAACCAUCUAUUGCAGCCAAAGGAACACAAUAUGCAUUUGGUUUUCAGUUUGAUGAAUCUCAUUACCUUCAUUCAAUGGAUGACACAAAAAUGUUAGAAGAACUAUUUCCAUUUCCAACCCUUCUUCCUUCUUUUCAGGAGGAAUGUUAUAUGUCUGAAUUCUUACCACUCCAGAAAAAUAGCAGCCUUCCAUCAAAAGUUUUUAGUUGGAUUCAAAAUGUUGAACCAAAAGGUACUCCACUUCCUGUGGUUAUUCUACAGGAAUGCCUUAUUGUCUACAUCAAAAAGCAGGUUGAUUUUAUAGGGAGGAAUAUAUUGUCUAAGUUACUUUGUGAAUGGAGGCUGAUGGAUGAACUGGGGGUGUUACGUGAUAUAUACCUGUUAGGUUCAGGUGAUCUGUUGCAACACUUUUUGACUGUAAUUUUUGACAAGCUGGAUAAGGGAGAAACCUGGGAUGAUGAUUUUGAGUUGAACCUGAUAUUGCAGGAAUCAAUUGCAAACUCUGCUGAUGGGCUUCUACUGAGUGCUCCGGAUUCUUUGGUCGUGUCAAUCACUAAAAACCAUGGUUUAAACAGUGAUGAACCUCAUAAUGCAGCCUCCCUUGUUUCUACUCCUCAUAAAAGUCGUGGGCAGAGCUAUGGAAUUGAUGGUCUUGAUUCAUUGAGUUUCACAUACAAGGUGUCAUGGCCGCUUGAACUUAUUGCUAAUACAGAAGCAAUUAAAAAAUAUAACCAGGUGAUGAGUUUCUUGUUGAAGGUUAGACGUGCCAAAUACGUACUUGAUAAAGCUCGGAGGUGGAUGUGGAAGGGUAGAGGCAGGGCAGCAACUAGUCACAAGCAACAUUGGUUAGUGGAGCAAAAACUUCUCCAUUUUGUGGAUGCUUUUCAUCAAUAUGUGAUGGACAGGGUAUACCAUAGUGCAUGGCGUGAGCUCUGUGAAGGUAUGGCUGCAGCAGCAUCAUUGGAUGAAGUCAUAGAAGUACAUGAGGCCUACUUAUUAUCAAUUCAACGACAAUGCUUUGUUGUUCCAGAUAAGCUGUGGGCACUGAUAGCUAGCCGGAUUAAUAGUAUCCUUGGACUAGCUUUAGACUUCUAUUCUGUUCAGCAGACGCUCACUAGUGGUGGAGCAGUUUCUGUCAUCAAGGCUAGAUGUGAAAUGGAAGUGGAUCGGAUAGAGAAACAGUUUGAUGAUUGCAUUGCCUUCCUUCUCAGAGUUCUAUCUUUCAAGCUCAAUGUGGGGCAUUUUCCUCAUUUGGCAGAUUUGGUCACCAGAAUUAACUAUAACUACUUUUAUAUGUCUGAUAAUGGCAACUUGAUCACAGCUCCUGGCUCUGAAGCUGUCUCCUCCAAGAUGGGGAAGGCAUUUGCUGUCUAA
Molecule: messenger RNA, 2964 nt
Organism: Thlaspi arvense
Lineage: Eukaryota; Viridiplantae; Streptophyta; Magnoliopsida; Brassicales; Brassicaceae
Source: the annotation of a GenBank genome assembly